UCAACCCAAGAGAAGGGAACAUACUAUGAAUUUUGGUUACCAGUGAAAAACUUGACCCAUCGAAAACUCCACAUUUCUAACGACAUUUGGAAAUUUCGUGGCAAUGAGACUGACCACGCCUUCAUUAGGUCUCGGGACAUUAGAGGCCACAAAGGAAUUUAUGACGGCGGCGGUUAUGUAGCCGAGCUGGGAAGAACUUAUCGACAAACUAAAUCAGUCCUGAAAUACAUGAAACGCACGAAUUGGAUUGACCAACAAACUCGCAGCGUCUUUGUGGAAUUUACAAUUUACAAUCCAAACAUGAAUCGAUUUUUAAAUGUUGUGAUUUUCAUCGAGCGUGGCCCAUCUCAUUCAUUCGAGACAAGUUUCCAGGUACAUAAAUAAAACUACCAGCUUUUGAAAAUUGUUGUGAUUUCACUCAACUUUGGCUUCCAGAUAACCCCAGUAUUCUUAACGAUAGAUGACGACCUCGAAGGUCUGUCCUGGGUGAAGGUUUCAUUCUUCAGCCUGAUCAUUGCUGCCGUCCUGCUCGUCCUCAAUCUCAUUUGGAUCAUUUGCUUCUCGAGUGAACUCCGUUUAUGCCAGCAGUACUGGUUUUGGCUGAAUAUCGUCAUGAUUGUGGGCAUUGUGACGUCCUUGUCCGUCUCCGUCAAAAAGUACUACGUGAUGGAAAACAUUACGGAAACCAUCCAACUGAUGAAAGUCAACGAGUAUGUGAACCUGCAAGAAAUCGCGUACUGGGACGGAGUUCAAAGUGCAGCCUUCAGCAUUACUCAGUGCAUUUGCUUCCUCAAGAUAUGGCGAUUGUUGGUAUUUUUGGAGGGGGGAUUUCUCGUGACCUCGCUCACAGUCAGAUUAGCGUCUCAUAUGAUUUUCGCCUUCUCCUUUGUCGUACUCAUUGUGCUCGUGGGGUUUACGUGUGCUGGGUACAUAUUCUUCGGAGGCUCAAUGGCGCAGUUUAGCACGCUUGGAAAUACUUUCUUGACCUUGAUAGGACAGUCCUUGCACGUAACAAUAUUCGACGAGCUGUACCUCACCAAUCGAAUCAUUGGACCAAUCUAUGGAUCUGUAUAUGGUUUCGUUUCCAACAUUCUCUUCCUAAACUUGCUAAUUGCCAUUCUAAAUCAGUCCAUGAUUGAGGCAAAAAUGUUGGCCAACGAAAAAUUUAGAAACUGGGGAAUCGCGGAAAGCAUUGUUCACCACAUUUUUCGCCGUCACGGACAUCAACCUGCUACUUCUGCCCUCGUAGAACUUCAACCCGACCGACUCGAAGGGUUAAAGAAAUCCACCGCAGAACUCUUCAGAGCUGCUCUACGAUCUGAAGAUGCUCAAAAAAUGAAGAAGAUAAAGCUCUACGCUAAAUAUCUUCUGGAAGGAACGGAUUAUUAUUUACUGCGACGCCAGCCUGCAAACUACUAUCAGGAAUUUUUAAAAGAACGAAAAAUGGACGAAAUGCGCCUGCAGACAGCAGAAUUUCUCAAGGCAAGGAUGGGCACGGAGAUGAGCGUUGAGGAAAUGAGAAAAUACAACGAUAUUAACAAGACCAUUGUCUCGUUGAGAAUCUUCAAGCUGGAAAAAGCUGUUAAUGAAUUGCAGCGUAAAUUGAAGAGGUAUCGAAAUGACGAAGUCGUGUUUCAGUGUAGGUCUGAAAAUGGUGUAAUUACUUUUGUGUGAAUAUAUUCGUAGUCUCAAUUUGUAAGGAAUUUUAAUGAGGAACUAUUAGCACCUUUUACUACUUAAAACGAAUGAGAAUCGCAUUAUGGAAAGAAGUAAAUAUUUUCUACAUGAAAUCUCCAGCAUACACCCACAAGUUUUUUUAGACAGUGUGUCAGUUGACCAUUUUAUAGCAAACAUAUUGCAAGUUGGCUUUCCAUAAUUAUUUUCAAAAUGAAGUGCACCAGGACCUGCGGUUUAUCGUUUAACGCGUUUACUGGAGUUGUGGGACUUUUGGAAAUCAUUCUGUCUGGAUUAAUUGCUGCUUUAUCCGUAUACACAUGGAUUAAGGAAGGAAGACCUGUAAGGUUUAUUUAUGAAGCAGGGAAAUCGGACAACUACGUGGUUCGAAAUACUGCACUAGAAAGCUGCGUCUUUGUUUGGUGUCUGGCCAUUGUACUUUUGGUGUGCAUUUGGAGGAUAAUUUCGGCAGUACUCUUAUUCCUGUGUGUCAAACGGGAUUCUGCUCCACUUGGUCAAUAUUGGCUACUAUAUAAACUUUUGGCCUUAAUAAUGUCGCUUUUUGUUGCAAUCUCGUCAUUUAAUGCGCCGGGGAUCAAGAUUGUGGCCAUUCUUUCAUUUGUCGUGGACCUUGUCACCAGUUACUUCAUGUUCAUUUUGCACCCGGAGAUUGGAAGGAUGCAACGAGCCCUGAUCAUCAAAGAGUGAUAAAUUGAAAGACAUAUAUUAAACAAUGCGAUAAAAUCUUAUCAUUUAAAAUAUUAUCGUUUAGUGGUUAAAUAAAAUCGACAAUGGACAACAUAUUUAA
Messenger RNA from Folsomia candida, 2482 nucleotides. Its product is annotated as polycystin-2. The transcript is spliced from 5 exons. Gene Ontology annotation, molecular function: calcium ion binding; calcium channel activity. Gene Ontology annotation, biological process: detection of mechanical stimulus. The coding region runs from base 613 to 1674 and encodes 353 amino acids. The record is from RefSeq and is a predicted model, not a curated record. Gene Ontology annotation, cellular component: membrane. NCBI's taxonomy places the organism in Eukaryota, Metazoa, Arthropoda, Collembola, Entomobryomorpha, Isotomidae.